UGGAUGCAAACAAAGAGAAGACUGGUACGCACACCCACACCCCACACCCCACACCCACACACCACACCCCACACCCACACCCCACACCCCACACCCACACCCACGUGCGAUGUCUUUGCGAUUCAAGAAGUCAUCGACCUGAUAUUGUUGACUUGCUCAAACAUUAUGCACCACCAACAUCGAUGGUGGCAUGAAGAAAUUAUGAAGAUAUUACCAUUCGAUUAUAAAAUUUGUUACUCAUUUGUAAAAAUUUUUCAAAUAAAAUUGAAAAAUAUGAUUUCAAUUACUAAAGAGAAAAUGUCCUUCGAUAUUUUUCAUUUCAAAUAUCAAGAGAAUUUUUUUCUAGUCAAUCUUUAGUUAGAAAGUCAUGAACGUAAAGAAUUUUGAAAUGUUAUUGGUGGGUAGGGGUGGAUGUCGUUCUUGUUUCAUCGGUGUCCACACUCGCAUCUAUAUCUUCACCCUGAUCGAUAACUAUCUGACGAUUUAGGACAUCGUAUAAAUAGAUGCCGAUUGAUGAGUAAUUGUUUUCUUGGUCAAAUAGUGACUGAUCGUCUACAACACGAACGAGAACCAAAUCCGUAUGUGAACGUGCUAUUUCUAUACAUAUCAAUCAUUAGCGAUAUCUUCAUCCAAUUAUACUAUUGUUUGGAUUUAGAUUGAUCGGUGCUGCUCAUACAAAAUUAGAUGAACAUUCUACAGACUGUCCUACAGCUUUACCAAUAUUCUUGGAAUGCCGACCGAAGUAUUUGUGUUUUGUUCCGAUGACUGACGAACAAGUUCGCAUCGGUGAUGCUAAUAUAACUUCGAUAGAGAGAAACUUUUUAGCUAAAUAUCAAGGUUCAAUAUCAAUAGAAGAAACAGAAAGAAGUUCAUAUCUACGUGAUAUGGAAUUAGUACGAUGA
This is a messenger RNA of Rotaria sp. Silwood2, 902 nucleotides long. Lineage: Eukaryota; Metazoa; Rotifera; Eurotatoria; Philodinida; Philodinidae. The record is from the annotation of a GenBank genome assembly.